Messenger RNA from Penicillium cataractarum, 1998 nucleotides. RefSeq lists its product as uncharacterized. The record is from RefSeq and is a predicted model, not a curated record. The coding region runs from base 1 to 1998 and encodes 665 amino acids. The transcript is spliced from 5 exons. NCBI's taxonomy places the organism in Eukaryota, Fungi, Ascomycota, Eurotiomycetes, Eurotiales, Aspergillaceae.
AUGCCUGCAAUCCCGGCUCGUAUGCUUCGUGCCUGCGGACGAUCUCUGUACAUGACAUCCGCACCAUCAUCACUCCAUUCGACUCGGAUCCGCCUAGGCCAAAUGGCUUCCCAUCUCUCCACCACCAGCAACAAUAGCACUAUUCCGGCCGGGACAAUGUCCCUAGCAGACUUGCCGAAAUCUAACGUCUUCACCUCCAAACUGCCGGCAGACCCGGCAUUCGAGACCCCCGAGGCCUCUCACAAAGCCCCGCGCCAGACCCUGGGCCCCCGCAUGGUGAAGGGCGCUCUGUUUACCUAUGUCCGGCCGGAACUCGUCGAGGAGCCGGAGUUGCUCGGAGUGAGUCCGAGGGCGAUGGCUGAUCUGGGCCUCAAGCCUGGGGAGGAGCAGACCCCGUCUUUUCAGGCGUUGGUUGCGGGGAAUGAAUUCGCCUGGUCCGAAGAGAAGGGGGGUGUUUACCCGUGGGCGCAGUGCUAUGGUGGUUCUGGAAGGAAACUAACAGCUACCAGUGGCUCAUGGGCGGGGCAAUUGGGAGACGGUCGAGCAAUCAGUCUCUUCGAAACCACCAACCCCGAGACUAAGAAGCGAUAUGAGCUUCAAUUGAAGGGCGCCGGAAAGACGCCUUAUUCACGAUUCGCCGAUGGCAAGGCAGUUCUGCGCUCCAGCAUCCGAGAAUACAUCGUCUCCGAGGCUCUCAACGCCUUGGGUGUGCCCACUACCCGCGCACUAUCCCUCACUCUCCUACCAAAAUCACAGGUCCUCCGCGAGCGCAUCGAACCCGGCGCAAUCGUCGCCCGAUUUGCCGAGAGUUGGCUACGAAUCGGCACCUUCGAUCUCCUCCGCGUCCGCGGUGAACGAGACCUAAUCCGCCAACUCUCCACCUACAUCGCCGAAGAUGUCUUUGGCGGAUGGGAAACCCUCCCCGCCGCAAUCUCGGUCGGCGAAGGCCAAACCGCCGCCGAGAUGGACGACCCACCCCGCGGGAUUAGCCGCGACGAGAUCCAGACCCAACAAGGUGUCGACGAGAACCGGUUUGCACGACUGUAUCGGGAGAUUGUGCGGCGGAAUGCAAAGACCGUUGCUGCAUGGCAGGCGUACGGGUUUAUGAACGGCGUCCUCAAUACAGAUAAUACCUCUAUUUUCGGGUUAUCUAUGGACUACGGUCCAUUUGCGUUUAUGGACAAUUUCGACCCCCAGUACACACCCAACCACGAUGACCACAUGUUACGCUACUCAUACAAGAACCAGCCCAGCAUCAUCUGGUGGAAUCUCGUGCGACUAGGCGAGUCACUCGGCGAACUCUUAGGCGCAGGCAACAAAGUCGACGACGCAACCUUCAUCAAAGACGGUGUCAGCGAAGAAAUGGAAGCGGAACUAAUCAAGCGCGCGGAAACAAUCAUCGAACGAACGGGCGAAGAAUUCAAAACCGUCUUCCUGAACGAGUACAAGCGGUUAAUGUGCCAGCGUCUGGGACUGAAGACGCAACAGGAGUCUGAUUUCCAGAAACUCUUCUCCGAGAUGUUGGAUACGCUUGAAGCGCUGGAGUUAGAUUUCAAUCAUUUCUUCCGCCGACUGUCUGGGCUGACACUUUCCGAGCUGGAGACUGAGGAGAAGCGGGUUGCUGUCGCAUCGGUGUUCUUCCAUGCCGAGGGAUCCGGGGGGAUUGGGUAUACCGAGGAAUCGGCCCGAGCUCGAAUUGCUAAGUGGCUGGAUAGUUGGCGGACUCGUGUGCUUGAGGAUUGGGGGAGUGAUGCUGAUAGUGAGAGACAGGUUGCUAUGAAGGCUGUCAAUCCUAACUUCGUGCCUAGAGGCUGGAUUCUGGACGAAGUGAUUGAGAGGGUUGAGAAGAAGGGUGACCGGGAUAUCCUGGGACGAGUGAUGCAGAUGAGUCUGAACCCAUUCAAUGAAGAAUGGGGACUGCACAAGGCAGAGGAAGAGCGAUUCUGCGGUGAUGUACCCAAGUACAAGCGUGCCAUGAUGUGUAGCUGCAGUUCUUGA